This is a messenger RNA of Manihot esculenta (cassava), 696 nucleotides long. Its product is annotated as histone H3.2. The transcript has a single exon. Gene Ontology annotation, cellular component: nucleosome. The coding region runs from base 70 to 480 and encodes 136 amino acids. The record is from RefSeq and is a predicted model, not a curated record. NCBI's taxonomy places the organism in Eukaryota, Viridiplantae, Streptophyta, Magnoliopsida, Malpighiales, Euphorbiaceae. Gene Ontology annotation, molecular function: protein heterodimerization activity; DNA binding; structural constituent of chromatin.
UCGUCAAUUACCAAUUUCUUCCUCUUUCUUUGAUUUUGUAGUUAGACAAACUCUCCCCUUUGCGUUUAGAUGGCUCGUACAAAGCAAACGGCUAGGAAAUCUACUGGAGGUAAGGCUCCGAGGAAGCAGCUGGCCACCAAGGCAGCGAGAAAAUCUGCUCCGGCAACCGGUGGAGUAAAGAAACCCCACAGGUUCAGACCUGGUACUGUGGCUCUAAGAGAAAUCAGGAAGUAUCAAAAGAGCACGGAGCUUUUGAUCAGGAAACUUCCAUUCCAGAGAUUGGUGAGAGAAAUCGCUCAAGAUUUCAAGACUGACCUGAGAUUCCAAAGCAGUGCUGUUGCAGCCUUGCAGGAGGCUGCUGAGGCCUACUUGGUUGGGUUGUUUGAGGAUACAAACCUCUGUGCUAUUCACGCAAAAAGAGUUACCAUCAUGCCUAAGGAUAUUCAGCUGGCACGAAGGAUUAGGGGCGAGAGGGCUUAGAUCGGUUUAAUCUUGUGUUACCUUAUGUCUUCGUUUUUGGUUUUUAUUAUAGAUCUAGAUUUUUAUGUGAUUAGGGUUUGACUUAGAAGUAGUUGAGGUGAAAAUUCUGUGGAAAACCUUAUCCUUUUCUGUUGAUUUAAAUAUUGCAGACUACUUGUUUGUGAAAAGCUUCAUUUGGGUUUGAUUCUUACUAAAAUGUCUCAUUUCUUCUGCUAA